AUGCCCCCCUCCCUAGAAACCUUCGCCCUCGUUCUCCUUUUCCUAAUACUAGGACUGACCAUCAUGGUAAUCAUGAUUCUUGUCAAGGAGUGGACAGAGUACAACGCCAUACAGCUCUGGCCGAAGCUGCGUAGCACUCGCACUCUCGAUCUCGAGUCGGGCAUUUACCUCCUAAAGGACGUAAAAGAACUGACAUGGCGCGUUGAGCAAUUGGAGGAUCAUUUAUCCACCCACCUGCAACUUCCGGGCUUCAUAGACUGA
Molecule: messenger RNA, 261 nt
Organism: Penicillium paradoxum
Lineage: Eukaryota; Fungi; Ascomycota; Eurotiomycetes; Eurotiales; Aspergillaceae
Exons: 1
Coding region: 1-261 (86 amino acids)
Source: RefSeq, a predicted model, not a curated record